Messenger RNA from Pungitius pungitius (ninespine stickleback), 5407 nucleotides. It is a transcript of the gene tbc1d1, whose product is annotated as TBC1 (tre-2/USP6, BUB2, cdc16) domain family, member 1. Bases 247 to 4377 code for a protein of 1376 amino acids. The record is from RefSeq and is a predicted model, not a curated record. The transcript has 23 exons. NCBI's taxonomy places the organism in Eukaryota, Metazoa, Chordata, Actinopteri, Perciformes, Gasterosteidae.
GAGGGAGGACUGGUCUGCGCAGCCUGCUAUAUAUAACGCACACUAGAGCCCGGCGUGGAGCCUCGGCGACUAGUGCGUGUGCUCUGAAAUACUCCACGAACUCUCUCGGACAGGACCUCAGUGAGCAGUCCGCUCCAGAUGACCCUGUGACCUCUACAGCCAAAAGACUGCUGAUUCCAAGUGGAGCCCAGUAUUACUUUUUUCAGAAUCAUCGGUAAAACCCCCCCCUCUGGCCCCCAGCAGGCCAUGGAGGGACUCUACUUUGAAGUGAAGCCCCAGAGAGAUGAACCCUCUGGGCUGGGGAGCUCCGAGAACCCCCCCCCUAAAAUAACUCCCAACAACCGCUGCGUCGUGUGUCCAUCGCGCCCGCGUCGGGCCUUUUCCGCACCGUGUCCCCACAAACCGUCUCCGAGGAUGAGACUUUCCUCGUGUGGGGGGAAGGUGGAGGAGGAGCCGGAGGAGGAAGUAGAAUACAGACUGACGUUGAUCGGCUCCCUUCCCGUCCACCACCUGACCACCAUGGCCAUGCUGCCCUGGGUGGUGGCCGAGAUCAGCAGGCGUGCUCAGAAGAGUCCGGGGCCCGCGCCACACUGCGGGGGCCCAUCGGGCCCCUCCUCCCUCAACCAGUCGGUGUUUCUGAGCGUGUCGGCGUCGCGCGUGUGCUGCGUGUGUGUCCUGGCCGAGGGGCCCGGCUGGGACCCGCUGACGCGCACAGUGCUGUUCGAGUGCCGGCCCCACCAAGUGACGAAGCUCAUUCACAACAGCCAGGAGCCCGGAAGCUUCGGCUGCCUGGUCAGAGAGGCCCCCAGCUGCUCCUGCUACGUCUUCCGGGGCCACAACAGCACCAAGGUUCCUGAGAUUAUCAGUACGUUGAGGCAGGCCGGCAAGAGCUCGGCGCGUAGCGAUGUCAUCGCCCCGGUUUCCGUUAAAACGUCCUCUGGGAGCCACGACCCCUCCGAGGCCUGUCACACGGCGGCCUCCGCCGCCAUCUCGCCGACAGCCUUCGCCAAGAAGUUUGAGGUGUUGUUUUGCGGCCGCGCGAGCGUCGCCCACAAGAAGGCCCCGCCCGCCCUGAUCGACGAGUGCAUCGAGAAAUUCGGCCAGAUGCACGGGUCGGGGUCAAGCGACGGUGGAGGAACCGCAGGGGGGUCGGCGCGCGCGCCUCAGAGGGCGUCUUUUCAACCCAACGGACUCUGGGGGGCUGACGUCCGUAACGGGGCCACGGGGAGCCCGACUGCCGGGAAGCGCCCAGCCCUGUUCAAAAGGGAUCCCAGCUUCCCCUGUCUGCAGGCCCUCGAUGAGAAUGGACUCUCGCCUGAGAUCUCCCACACCAACACUACUGAGGCCCAGGGCCACUCGGCUGAAGUGCAGCCCACCAGCCUGCAGGAGAACCGGACCAUGCUGUUUAUGGUGGGAAGGUCUCAGAUCUUCUUGGUCAGUCCAGACACUAAGAAAGUUGCCAUAGAGAAGAGUUUCAGAGAGAUCUCCUUCUGCUCGCAGGGUAUCUGUCACGUGGAUCACUUCGGCUUCAUCUGCCGGGAGACAGUGGAGGGGGGAAGCUGCCACUUUGUGUGCUACGUCUUCCAGUGCACCGACGAAUCACUGGUGGAUGAGAUCAUGCUGACUUUGAAGCAGGCUUUCUCUGUGGCUGCCCUGCAGCAGAAUGUGAAGACCCAGAGGCAGCAGUGUGACGGCUGCCCCAUGCAGCAGCUCCACAGACUGUGUGAGAGGAUCGAAGGUCUGCAUGCCUCUAAAACCAAGCUGGAGCUUCAGAGUCACCUGGCCACUCUGGACAACGAGGAGCAGGCGUCUGUCUUUGAAAACACUAUGAGGGCUUGUCCUAAGAGCGACCAGGAAGAGAACGAGCUGGUGAUGGCCUCUUUGAGGGUUCUGUAUGAGGAGAAGCAGAGGAGCCAUCAGCACACUCUGCCUGGUGACAGCAAGCAGGUGUGUGAGGAGGCGGCUCCGGCCCCGGUGGAUUCCCAGCAGAGUAGCAGUCGGCAGCGACUCGAGCAGUUCAAGAGCCGAGCCAAGCGCUCGCUCACAGAGUCCUUGGAGGGGAUCUGGAAGGGAAGCAGCAAGGCCCGAGCUCAGAGGGACAACAGUGUAGUAGGGGACAGCGGCUCUUCCGUUUGUGCGCUCAACUGUGACCAGUCUUGUCUAGACGACCCUUUGCCCGCCCCCUCCCAGCUGAGACCCACCAGCCCACUUAGGUGCCACAAUUCAACAGGGGACCUGAAGCGCCUCGACUCCUCUCUCCCCCCAGCCGCGUCCUUUCAACCCAGUGACGCUCAUCCUCAAGGCUUCCGUCGACGGGCCAGCACCUUCAGCCACCCUCCCACCCCUUCCUCUGCCGAGAACUCGCCGCUGCACGCUCUGACUCGCACGUCGCAGGACCUCGCUGCGGCCAGCAAGCCCAAGCUCGUACGACACUACUCCGUCAGCACUGAUACGCCGCACCAGAGCAAACAACUCCCAACCGACUCCGCCCUUCCUCCUGUACCUCCCUGCCCUUCAUCUCCCUCUCCUCUUCUUCCUUAUCAUCCUUCCUCACCGUCUAGUGGAGCGCGGCUCAAUAAAAGAGGUCCUUUGGUUGGUCUACGCGCUCGCCUCCGCUCCUCCUCCUCUGUCCCUAACUUUCUGAAAUUUCCAUUUUUGGCACCUGUCCAAGAGAAUGAGUGUUCCGAUGUACCAAAGAUGAGUGAUGUAGUGGCUCUGUCUACUCCGAGUGCAGCAUGUGGUGUAGCGGAAAGCCCUCUCCGUAGCUACCGCCACUCGUGGAGGCAGCAGAUCUUCCUACGGGUCGCCACUCCACAGAAGAACACAGACCCCAGUGAGAGGGGGGACCCCUGCUUGGAAGGGGGGCGGCUGAGUGCUGGCCAGGAGGGAGUCGGAGGUAGCGGGGAGCCGUCAAUACGACCAGUGGCCGAGGAGAGGAGGAGGAGCAAGGAGGAGCUGAGGGAGCUCUGGAGGAAGGCCAUCCUGCAGCAGAUCCUCCUGCAGAGGAUGGAGAUGGAGAACCAGAAGCUACAGGCCUCAGAAUGCGAUCUGCAGAACAAACGCCUGAAGCUGGACUACGAGGAAAUCACCCCGUGUCUGAAGGACGUCACUCUGGUCUGGGAGAAGAUGCUGGGUACUCCUGCAAGGGCAAAGGUCAAGUUUGACACAGAGGCCAUCCACAGCGCCGUUGCACAAGGCGUCCCACGGCAGCACCGGGGCGAGAUCUGGAAGCUUCUGUCCGAACAGUACCUGCUCAGGCAGACGGUCCCGUCCCGGCCGCCCACCAAUCCCACUCCGUACAAAGACCUUCUGAAGCAGCUUACCACGCAGCAGCACGCCAUCCUCAUAGAUCUGGGUCGCACUUUUCCCACUCAUCCGUAUUUCCAGGGCCAGCUGGGGGCUGGUCAGCUGUCUCUGUACAAUCUACUGAAGGCUUACUCCCUGCUGGACCCCGAGGUGGGUUACUGCCAGGGCUUGUCCUUCAUUGCUGGAGUGCUGCUGUUACACAUGGGGGAGGAGGACGCCUUCUACAUGCUCAAAUUUCUCAUGUAUGACGUGGGGCUCCGCAAACAGUACAGGCCUGACAUGAUUAUCCUGCAGAUCCAAAUGUACCAGCUGUCACGUCUGCUCCACGACUACCACCGGGACCUCUACAUCCACCUGGAGCAGCAGGAGAUCGGGCCCAGCCUGUACGCCACGCCCUGGUUCCUCACUGCCUUCGCCUCGCACUUCCCUCUUGGCUUUGUGGCCAGAGUCUUCGAUAUGUUGUUCCUGCAGGGGUCGGAGGUCAUCUUCAAGGUGGCCAUGAGCCUACUGGGGAGCCACAAGCCUCUGAUCCUGCAGCAUGAGAGCCUGGAGUCCAUCGUGGACUUCAUCAAGACCACCCUGCCCAAUCUGGGCCUGGUGCAGAUGGAGAAAACCAUCAACCAGGUGUGUCAGAUGGACGUAUCCAAGCAGUUGCAGGCCUACGAGGUGGAGUACCACGUCCUGCAGGACGAGUUGGUGGACACACCCCCGACCCUCACCCAACAGCAGCGAGCCGCGCAGCUGGAGAGGACCAAUCAGAGCCUGCGGCAGCAGAACCUGGACCUGCUGGAGGAGCUGCAGGUGUCACACGCCCGUGUCUGUAGCCUGGAGGGCCAAGUGGAGAUCCUGGCCCAGUCCGAGGGGCAGCUGAGGGAGCAGGUCACCGCGCUGGAGGGGGAGAAGGAGCAGCUGGCAAGCACCGUCAGGCACCUUCGGGACAUACUCACUGGCCUCGGCAUACAUACCACCCCCGAAGGACACACGCCUCCUCCCCCCCACCCAGAAGACAAGCAAAGACUGGGGGCUGUGAGGGGGGAGUGGGGGGGAGGUCAGUGUCAGGAGACACGUUAGGAUGACUCACUAACUUCACCUUUGUCAUCCCCCGGGCUCCAGAAUUUAAAAAAAGAAAGGAGAAUUGUAGAAAGGGUGGUAUCCUUGAGUGUUUUUCCCCAAGGUGACCACUUGCUGCUCUAACACCUCCAAAUGAACAACACCCCAAAGGUAGCACUGUCCCACUGGGCCUCUACUGUAAGAACAACGUGUUCAUUGGCACCUAACUAUGUAUGUAUGUAUGUAUGUAUGUGCCUCUGUGUUGGAUGCAAUAAGGCUUUCAUAGCCAAAGAAUGUCCUUAUUAUAAAACAAGCUUGAACAAAGAUUCAGAGCCUGAAACGAUACGUUUCCGAUCAGUUUCACAAGAAUUGUACUGAGAUGUUUCCAAAGAAAAGCUAAGCUGGCAAAAGAAAGUGAGGUAAUAGGGACUGGUGAAGAAAUUUACUUCAUAACUUUUUUCUGUUAAAUAAGUUCUAGACAUACGCUAAAUUAUAUCAAAUCUUGGAAGGUGGUGCUCAUAAUCAGGUCAAAGGUGAACUGUAUUUUAUUUCUCUUUCUUGUCUUACUCUGCCUGUGUAUCAGGGUUGGUGUGUGUCUUUUGAACUGAAAACAACUGAUUCCACCAUUUCACCUUCAGUCUUUUUGCCUUUGAGACACAAGUCGGCCCGUCCCUGUCCAAAGGAAAGGGACGCAUUCAAAGUGCUUCGAAACCCUCUCUCCAAACGUGGACAGCUCCUUGGUACAGAUGACUGCUCCUGAGUCACUUACUGUAUUCAACACACUGAAGGUGCAGCCUGCUGUGUUCCUGUUGAUUUACACUGUAAAGAUAUUAAGCUUUUACGCCUGACUCUCUUGCACAUGCGUUUUGUUUUUAAUUGACACUAUUUUCACCAUGUACUUAAAAAAAAAAACAAAAAAACAUUUCCUACUUUCAGCACUCGCGUCCGAACAUGCCAGUCACCUGGAAUGCUCAGAGCUUGAUUUGAGGUUUUGAGCUUAUGGGAAAUAUACAAUACACAGUAUUUAAAACACAGAUGUGCAUUUGUGUCC